CUUUAUAAUCAGCAAGCCUUUCUUUCUCUUCUGCAGUUGGUGAAGAGCGGAGCGGUUGCCGGGGCGACCAUGCGUCAGGCCGUGGAGGCACAGGUGCUGUCCCCUCACUGUGAGCUGGGGGAGCAGGGCCUAAAGCAGGUCCUCUCUGAUGUCCUGGAGGAGGUGAGACGCUCUCUACACCAGGACAUAGACGGAGCCCACAUCAUCCACAGUCUGCUCAACGCUCCGUGGCUCCAGUCUCUGCUCAAGGUAUAUGAAUGUCUGCAGAGGUACAGCACCACAUCCCCAGCUCCUGCUCUGGACUGUGCCUCUGGACUGUCCCUUCAGGUGUUGAUAGAGAUCCGAGCGCUGCAAGAUUGUUCAGAAGAUGCUAGAGAACUGUACCGUCUUAUGAGGCAACCGCAUUUACAAGCUGUGCUCUCGGCUCAUGACUCGGUAGCGCAGAAGGACUAUGAACCGGUGCUUCCUGCUCUGCCGCAGGAGCUGCCUGAUGAUGAGGAGGCCACCCGGAUCGUGUGUUUGGUCAAAAACAAGCAGCCCUUGGGUGCCACAAUAAAGAGGAAUGAACUCACAGGGGAGAUUUUUGUGGCCCGAGUCAUACAUGGAGGCCUGGCUGACCGUAGUGGUCUGUUGCAUGCAGGGGACAGGAUCAUGGAGGUCAAUGGCUUUGUGGUUAAUGGGAUGGAACCAGAGCAAGUCAUCCAAGUGGUGGCUUGCUCCCAAGGCACCAUCAUGUUCAAGGUCGUACCCAUCACCGAGCGCCCAGUCCACAGCCAAACCAUGAUGUACGUGCGGGCGAUGGCGGACUACAACCCCCAGCUGGACCUUGCCAUCCCGUGUCCAGAUGCUGGGGUGAGCUUCUUAAAAGGGGACAUCCUGGAGAUAGUAGACCAGACGGAUGCACUGUGGUGGCAGGCCAAGAGGCUGCCCAGCUCCAGCUUUUGUGCUGGUCUCGUGCCCUCCACAGCUCUGCUCAAACGGAAGCAGAGGGAGUUUUGGUGGUCCCAGCCUUAUCAGCCACAUGCCUGCAUCCACACGUUGAGCACUGUGGAGGAGGAGGAGGACUCAAUGGCAAUUGAUGACAAAUGUGUGGAAGCAGAUGAGGAGGCAUUUGAGUCUGAAGAGCUGAGGCAGGAGGAGGAUGACAUCAGUACCAGCAAAGACCAGCUGUAUCUGUCUGGUUUCAGGAGGAGUAUGCGUCUUUGUCGACGGCGUUUCCACACCUCUGUGCAGCCCUCCUGUCAGCCCCAGUGUCUCAGCAGCUGCUGCUACAGUGCCCUCUGCAGUCCCUAUGAAGAGGUGGUGCGGUACCAGCGCAACUCUGAGGACCCUCUGCGACUGGUGGCACUGCUGGGUGCACCCGGUGUGGGGGUGAAUGAAAUGCGACGCCGUUUGAUAGACACAAACCCACAACUUUUUCUUGGCGCUAUUCCUCAUACCAGUCGGUUGCCACGGGAUUAUGAGGAGUCAGGCAAAGAAUACCAUUUUGUCAGUCGAGAAAUCUUUGAGAACAUGAUCCAGAGUAACAAGUUUCUGGAGUAUGGGGAGUUUAAAGGGAACUAUUAUGGUACCAGUAGUGACUCGGUGAGGGAGGUUUUGAACAGCGGUAAGAUCUGCAUUAUCGACAUCGAGCCCAAUGCUCUCCAGGCGGUGCGGACCCCCGAGCUGAGGGCCUACGUGGUCUACAUCAAACCCCCGUCUGCAGAGCAGCUAAGACAGACCAGACACAGCGCGCAGAUCCUCACCAACUAUUACGCCACACGACUCUUCAAGGAGGAGGACUUCACAGAGCUGGAAGAUUCAGCGCGGAAGCUGGAGUUACAUUUCUCUCAGUUUUUUGAUCACGUGGUUGUCAACGAGGACCUCCAGGAGUCCUGUGCCCAGCUGUGGUCUGCUGCCACCCGGGCACAGGAGCAGCCACAGUGGGUCCCUGCCUGUUGGAUACGCUCACACUUAUAAACCACUAUUGUGUUUGACUGAACCAGGUGCAAUGGAAAUUUUGUCUUUUAUUUUACUUUAUUGUUCACAUAAAUAAAGGAAG
Molecule: messenger RNA, 2041 nt
Organism: Boleophthalmus pectinirostris (great blue-spotted mudskipper)
Lineage: Eukaryota; Metazoa; Chordata; Actinopteri; Gobiiformes; Gobiidae
Gene: mpp4b
Product: MAGUK p55 scaffold protein 4b
Exons: 21
Coding region: 70-1959 (629 amino acids)
Cellular component (GO): adherens junction; plasma membrane
Molecular function (GO): protein binding
Source: RefSeq, a predicted model, not a curated record